Molecule: messenger RNA, 2066 nt
Organism: Pteronotus mesoamericanus
Lineage: Eukaryota; Metazoa; Chordata; Mammalia; Chiroptera; Mormoopidae
Gene: CTSD
Product: cathepsin D
Exons: 9
Coding region: 142-1371 (409 amino acids)
Biological process (GO): proteolysis
Cellular component (GO): lysosome
Molecular function (GO): aspartic-type endopeptidase activity
Source: RefSeq, a predicted model, not a curated record
ACAAGCCAGUCAGCUGACCCGGCCCCGCUGCGCCGUCAUCCCGAUUAUAAACGCGCGACCUCUGGACCAGCCGCUUUGACCCGGCCGCCCGGUUCCGCCGCUGCCACCGCCACCGCCGCCGCCGCCGCCGCCUCCGUCGCCAUGCAGCCCCCCCGCCUGCUGCUGCUCAUCCUCGGCCUCCUGGCCGCGCCCGCCGCCGCACUGGUCAGAAUCCCGCUGCACAAGUUCACGUCCAUCCGCCGGACCAUGUCGGAGGCGGCAGGCCCUGUGGAACACCUGAUCGCCAAGGGCCCCAUUUCAAAGUACACCCAGGGGGAGCCCGCCUUGAUCGGGGGGCCCGUCCCUGAGGUGCUCAAGAACUACAUGGACGCCCAGUACUACGGGGAGAUCGGCAUCGGGACCCCCCCGCAGUGUUUCACCGUCGUCUUCGACACUGGCUCCUCCAACCUGUGGGUGCCCUCCAUCCACUGCAAACUCCUGGACUUCGCCUGCUGGAUCCACCACAAGUACAACAGCGGGAAGUCCAGCACGUACGUGAAGAACGGCACGUCCUUUGACAUCCACUACGGCUCGGGCAGCCUCUCCGGGUACCUGAGCCAGGACACCGUGUCGGUGCCCUGUACCUCGGCCUCAUCGGGCGCGGGCGUCAAGGUGGAGAAGCAGAUCUUUGGGGAGGCCACCAAGCAGCCGGGCAUCACCUUCAUCGCGGCCAAGUUCGACGGCAUCCUGGGCAUGGCCUACCCCCGCAUCUCCGUCAACAACGUAGUGCCCGUCUUCGAUAACCUGAUGCAGCAGAAGCUGGUGGACAAGAACAUCUUCUCUUUCUACCUGAACAGGGACCCCAACGCACAGCCCGGGGGCGAGCUGAUGCUGGGAGGCACCGACGCGAAGUACUACAAGGGCCCCAUCAGCUACCUCAACGUCACCCGCAAGGCCUACUGGCAGGUCCACAUGGACGAGGUGGCCGUGGGCAGCAGCCUGACCCUGUGCAAGGAGGGCUGCGAGGCCAUUGUGGACACGGGCACCUCCCUGCUGGUGGGCCCCGUGGAGGAGGUGCGCGCGCUGCAGAAGGCGAUCGGGGCGGUGCCCCUCAUCCAGGGAGAGUACAUGGUCCCCUGUGAGAAGGUGUCCAGCCUUCCCGAGGUCACCUUGAAGCUUGGGGGCAAAGACUACAGGCUCAGCGCAGAGGACUACACACUCAAGGUGUCGCAGGGCGGCAAGAGCAUCUGCCUCAGUGGCUUCAUGGGCAUGGACAUCCCCCCGCCCGCGGGGCCGCUCUGGAUCCUGGGUGACGUCUUCAUCGGCCGCUACUACACCGUGUUCGACCGCGAGGACAACCGUGUGGGCCUGGCAGAGGCCGCCCGGCUGUAGGCGCCAGCGUGCCGCAGGAAGGGAGCUUCCGGUGGGGGGGCGGGGGGGGCCGCCCGCCUUCCGGGCUGUCCCCUCCCCCCCGCACACACUCACACAUUUGCACACUCUCACUUGCCCGCGCUCGGCCCAGCUCUCCGGGUUGCUGGCCUGGCGGGCGCUGUCGUCCUGUGGUCUUCCUUCCCGAGUUGCGGAGCGCCGCCUGCCCGCCUGUCUGCCUGGUGGCAGGCGGGGCCCCCAGUGGGCUCAUGGGUCCCUUUCGCGCUUGCUGGGAAGACCCAGCACGGCUUGGCAGCUGUGGGUUGUGCGCCCCAGGACGACACCACCGUGUCCUGCCCCAGCCUGGGCCCUGGCUGGGCCUCUGGGCAGCUCCGCACCAGGCUGCCUUCCUGGCUCCUCCAGGGCCUGGCGCCGGGCGCGGCCGCCCUGCCCCCCCCCCUCCCCCCCCGGUGUGUCGGGCCCGGCCAGCCAGGGCCAGCUGAGGCAUGGCGACCGGCAGGGCAGAGCCGGACUUGGUGGGAGGGGACAGAAGCCAAGCUGGUUAGGCCUGCGGGUCAUCCCGGUGCUGGACCCCACUGGGGAGGGCAUUGACGGGCCCGAGGUGGGGUGGGGGGCUGGGGCGGGGCGCCUGGCUCCUCUUGGAGGCCGCCCCCUCCCAAGUGGCCGGGAGCCAAAGUUGACAAGAAAAUAAAGUUGCU